UUAUACGUGAUAUUUGUUUAAAAGUAACCUUUAUAUAUACACAUAUAUAUAUGCAUGUAUAUAAAAAAGUUUCUAAUUGUUAUUAUCCCAAAGAAGAACAGGUUCUUUACUAUCAAAGCUGCCGUAAUAUAUUUUGUUAUAUUGUACAUGAUUCGUAAUCGAAUCCUUAAACCACCUAAAUCUCUUCGUCAUAUUCCCUAUCAAGGCUAUUUUGAUUUAUUCAAAUUAAUUAUUGGAAAGGAGUCGUAUUGGGAUUACACUCAUAGACUCGUACUUCCACUCAUAAAUUCUAAACAAAGCAAUGGCAUCUAUCUUGAACCUGGUACGAGUGGUUGGGAAGUUCAUAUUGCAAAUCCUCAGGUUGCUAAACAAAUCUUACAGAAACAUGAAAUGUUUCCCAAAGUAAACUUUAAAAAUAUCCUAAAGGAUACUCUUGCUGGUAAAUUUUCAGCAGGAUCUAAUAUGGUUUUUCUUAACGGCCAUGAAUGGAAGUCUCAAAGGGCAAUUGUGAAUCCUGCUUUCCAUCGAUCAAUGCCUGUUCGAUUAUUUGGGGAGUUGGCUUGUAAAUUGAUUCGCGUGAUGGAAACGAUGGAUGAAACUGUAACAGACUUUACAGACUUGAUGGAAAGAUUAACUUUGGAUGCUAUUGGAAGAGCUGGUUUUGGAUUUGAUUUUCAUUCUAUUGAAGACAGAGAUAAUAAAUGGACACAUAUUUACAAGGAUAUCAGUGUAGGUAUGCAAGAUCCUCUCUAUCUUCUCUUUCCCAAAUUAGAAACGGAUAAAAUAGUUUGGUUAAUUCCUAAAAGAUGGGCACUUCAUCGUAAAAUGGAUGAUUUUUUAAAGAUGCUAGAUGAAAUUAUUAUUGCUAAAAGAAAUAGUUUAAAAGAGAAUAAAGUAUAUAAUACUGAUCUUGAAGAAAAUGAAAAAGAUCUUUUAACUUUAAUGCUUGAAGAUGAAUCCAACACUCAAGGUACCUAUACAAACAAAGAAUUAAAGAAUAAUCUUUGUUUGUUCUUUUUGGCAGGGCAUGAUACAACUGCAAAUGCUCUUUCAUUUGCUGUUUAUUUUUUAGCAAAGCAUCCAGAUAUUCAACAAAAAGCCAGAGAAGAAGCAAUUAGAGUUUUGGGAAAUGAACCUAAAGAUAUCACGCCUUUUCUUGAACAAAUAAAAAGACUAGUUUAUCUCAAUCAAGUGAUUAAAGAGACUUUACGUAUAUUUGGCCCAGUAGUUCAAACUAUUCCUAGAGUCGCUCAUGAAGAUAUUGUAUUUUUAGAUACUUUUAUACCAAAGGGAACACCAAUUGUAGUAGAUAUUUUUAACAUUCAGCAUUGUGAAAAAUUUUGGAAAAAUGCUGAAGAAUUCAACCCUGAUCGAUUUGCUGACCCAGUAGCUCAUUCAACAACUGCUAUGGAUGAAGGUUUUAUUCACUAUUUGCCCUUUGGCUAUGGUGCAAGACAAUGUCUCGGAAUAAAAUUUAGUUUAAAUGAACAACUAGUUUUGUUAUCUAUGCUAUUAAGAAAAUUUACCUGGAAAAUACCUGAAAAUUCAAUUCACAAAGAUAAAUUGAAUACUGCUGGUUCUUUCUUUAUUGGCCCUCAUAUACUGGAUAUGGUUUUUAAGAAGAGAUACUAACGUCAUUUAUUUCUACAGCUUGCUUACUUAUGGUUACUAUUAUAUACGUUCUCAUUAAACACACACACACACACACACACACACACACACACACACACACACAC
Molecule: messenger RNA, 1736 nt
Organism: Cokeromyces recurvatus
Lineage: Eukaryota; Fungi; Mucoromycota; Mucoromycetes; Mucorales; Mucoraceae
Product: cytochrome P450
Exons: 8
Coding region: 55-1632 (525 amino acids)
Molecular function (GO): heme binding; iron ion binding; monooxygenase activity
Source: RefSeq, a predicted model, not a curated record